AUGGAUAUUGUUUUAGAAACUUUGGAUUAUUAUGUAUUAGAUUAUACAUAUGCAAAACUUUUACCAAAAGAUGUAUCAACAAAUUAUUUAUCAUCAAUUUUAAAUAAUUCAACAAUUGUUCAAAAUUUAUUAGAAAAUGAUCAAUAUAAAUUAAUCAAUGAUUUUACAAAUCAAUUUACAAAUCAAUUAACUUCAGGAGAUAAAGAUGUUUAUGGGAAUAUUCCACAAUGGUUUGAUACAACUAUUUAUACAUCAUCAUCAAUCUUACCAAGAUCAAGUAUGAUAAGACAAUCAAUUAGUGUUUUCUUUAUCUUAUGGGUUUUUGGACUUUUAUUAUAUUUAGGUACUGCAACAUUUAGUUAUAUUUUCAUAUUUGAUAAAAAAGUUUUCAAUCAUCCAAGAUAUUUAAAAAAUCAAGUUUCUUUAGAAAUAAAACAAGCUUUAGGUGCAAUUCCAAUAAUGGCUGCAUUAACAGUUCCAUGGUUUUUAUUAGAACUCAAAGGUUAUUCAAAAUUAUAUUGGGAUAUAAAUGAUGCAAAUGGUGGUAUGAAAUCAAUUUGGUUACAAUAUCCAUGUUUUAUAAUGUUUACAGAUUUUUUAUUAUAUUUAACUCAUAGAUGGUUACAUUGGCCUAAAGUUUACAAAAUGUUACAUAAACCACAUCAUAAAUGGUUAGUUACAACUCCAUUUGCAUCGCAUGCAUUCCAUCCAAUUGAUGGAUAUUUCCAAUCAUUACCUUAUCAUAUUUAUCCAUUUUUAUUCCCAUUACAUAAGGCAAAUUAUCUUUUAUUAUUUACAUUUGUUAGUAUUUGGUCUGUUUUAAUUCAUGAUGGUGAAUAUGUUUCAAAUAAUCCUGUGAUUAAUGGUGCUGCAUGUCAUACGGUGCAUCAUUUAUAUUUUAAUUAUAAUUAUGGUCAAUUUACUACUUUAUGGGAUAGAAUUGGAUUUUCUUAUAGAAAACCUGAAUUUGAAUUAUUUGAUAAAAAGACAAAACAUUCAAAAGAAACUUGGGAUUCUCAAAUUUCCAAGAUGGAACGUAUAAAAGAAAUUGUGGAAGGUGAUGAAGAUGAUAGAAUUUAUAUCUCUGAUGUAAAUACCAAAAAACAUAAAUAG
Molecule: messenger RNA, 1113 nt
Organism: Hansenula ciferrii
Lineage: Eukaryota; Fungi; Ascomycota; Saccharomycetes; Phaffomycetales; Wickerhamomycetaceae
Product: sterol desaturase family protein
Exons: 1
Coding region: 1-1113 (370 amino acids)
Biological process (GO): lipid biosynthetic process
Molecular function (GO): oxidoreductase activity; iron ion binding
Source: RefSeq, a predicted model, not a curated record